Molecule: messenger RNA, 822 nt
Organism: Loa loa (African eye worm)
Lineage: Eukaryota; Metazoa; Nematoda; Chromadorea; Rhabditida; Onchocercidae
Exons: 6
Coding region: 1-822 (273 amino acids)
Source: RefSeq, a predicted model, not a curated record
AUGGAAUCAACACUCUCCAGUUCACCUUCACAUACAGGUGUUACAGGUUCAGAACCUGUUGAAACAAAAAAUGAUUUGCAUUCAAAACCAGCAGAAAUGCCGGCAGAAUUACCACAAGAUCAGAACAGCCCGAUACCAACAACUACUGAUGUUGAACAACUGAGUGAACAAGCACCACAGAUGUUUAACGUAUCUGCUGGAGAAGCAACGGAAGAGCUUUCAGAUAUCAGCGAAUAUGAAGGAACGAUAAGUAAAUCGAUGAGAUCCACUCGUUUUGCAACUAUAAUUUAUACAAUUUCACCAUUUAUACGCAAUAAGAAAGUUCGUCUAAUGUUAAUUGUUAAUUGCUCUGCAUCGAUUAUUAAUAUGCUCCUGUUACUCCUGCUUACUACGUUUAUAAUUUGGAAUAUCGUUCUUACCUUUCAUAUAAACAAAACGAUGGGAAUAAUGAAACUUCCAUGUCUUUUUACUUACCUCGACUGGUCCGAUUGUUCAUCCACAUGUCGAACUUUUGGACAAGAUUUUCCGCAGCGUAUUCGUAAAGUGAACAAAAGUUCCAUAAUACAAGCUCGAAAUGGCGGAAAACCGGAAUGUCCUGCGGAUUUGCUCGAUCGUAUUGACAGCGCACCAUGCAGUACUUAUUUGUGUCCAACGAAUUUGUCGUAUUACAAUUUCAGCAGCUCUUGUCAUUAUAUUGAUGCGAAUCUACGAGAUGAAGGUGGAUGUUAUAAGAUUCGAGAUGUACCAUUGGAUGAUCGACUUAUUCUGAUCGAUACAAAUUUAACUAAAGAAUGUGAUUGUUCACUUUAUACGCACCUUUAA